AGACAAGUCUUUAAUAGAUAGUUAAAAUAUUUUUACGAAGGUCGCCGACUAAUAUCUAGACAUAUUGAUAUUGAUACAGAGAAAGUCUUAUUAAGCAAGCUUUUAUUUUUUAUUUAUCAGUGUUAAAUCUUAUGAUCAUAUCUGCUACCGAUACCAUUUAGGUGAGACUGCAGAUUUUAAACAGAGCACUUAUACUUUUUUCUCAUCUGCAAUUACAUUUUAUUCGUUCAUAUUUUUGAUGGUAUCUAUCGAUUGUUAAUUAGUUCACAGGUAAAACUUUAUUUAUACUUCGGCAAUAUUGCUGCAUCUAAAGGAUGUAAGCUCUGAAAGUGCACUGCUGGUGCUCGAAAACAAUAUGCGUCAAACUAAAUCGGCAUUCUUGCUAAGUAAAAAAUAGGGACAGAAAAGAAAACGACGACGCUUCUGCGUCAAAUCACAAGUGUCCACUUAAGCUCAAUGUCAUUUGGCCAGCACUCUCGCUGGGCCAGAAGCAACAAGAAAAUUGGGUCUAGUGGCUAUUGUUUUCUGCCUACUGAUGGGCACAAUGGAAAAGCCAUAUACAUAUACAAAUGCUUAGAUAUCUAUAUUUGAAAAUCUGGACUGCAACUGGAAGAGGCAAAGGCUGAGAAACAGCAAAGGGCUCAACUGCUAUUUAGUUGCAAAACGUUGCUCGAGUCUUGGAGAUGGCAUUGCAGCUGCAAAUCGAGAAGCUCAAGGGUUUGGACAACUACAAGGCCUGGUCGAUGACGGUGCGGGCGUAUCUAGAGUCCGAAGAACUCUGGACAGUGGUGGAGAAUGGUCCCGAGAACAACGAAGAGUCCCUGCUGAAGGACAAGCGAGCCAAGUUUUUGAUUCUCUGCCUGAUUGAGACCAAGUUGUGCCAAUUCAUGGUUAGCAUCCGCACGGCCCGAGACUUGUGGAACUAUUUGCGCACCCAGCACUCGCUGCGCUAAAAUCAAAUAGAUCAGCUUCAGUCCGUUGUAUUACAAAUAUAUAUGAAUUACAGUUUA
Messenger RNA from Drosophila rhopaloa, 1010 nucleotides. RefSeq lists its product as uncharacterized. The transcript is spliced from 2 exons. Lineage: Eukaryota; Metazoa; Arthropoda; Insecta; Diptera; Drosophilidae. The record is from RefSeq and is a predicted model, not a curated record. Bases 684 to 953 code for a protein of 89 amino acids.